Molecule: messenger RNA, 395 nt
Organism: Lemur catta (Ring-tailed lemur)
Lineage: Eukaryota; Metazoa; Chordata; Mammalia; Primates; Lemuridae
Product: 60S ribosomal protein L37
Exons: 1
Coding region: 7-300 (97 amino acids)
Biological process (GO): translation
Cellular component (GO): ribosome; cytosolic large ribosomal subunit
Molecular function (GO): structural constituent of ribosome; RNA binding
Source: RefSeq, a predicted model, not a curated record
AGCGAGAUGACGAAGGGGACGUCAUCAUUUGGUAAGCGUCGCAAUAAGACACAUACGUUGUGCCGCCGCUGUGGCUCUAAGGCCUACCACCUUCAGAAGUCGACCUGUGGCAAAUGUGGCUACCCUGCCAAGCGCAAGAGAAAGUAUAAUUGGAGUGCCAAGGCUAAAAGACGAAAUACCACCGGGACUGGUCGGAUGAGGCACCUAAAAAUUGUAUACCGCAGAUUCAGGCAUGGAUUCCGUGAAGGAACAACACCUAAACCCAAGAGGGCAGCUGUUGCAGCAUCCAGUUCAUCUUAAGAAUUUCAACGAUUAGUCAUACAAUAAAUGUUUUGGUUUUUAAAAAUGUAAAAAAAAAAAGAAAACGUUUAUGUAAAGAUUGUAAUCAAUUUUAA